Messenger RNA from Closterium sp. NIES-65, 1210 nucleotides. NCBI's taxonomy places the organism in Eukaryota, Viridiplantae, Streptophyta, Zygnematophyceae, Desmidiales, Closteriaceae. The record is from the annotation of a GenBank genome assembly.
AUGUAUGCAUUGCCUACUAGUGAUGAGGGUGAUUGUUACUUGUGUGUUCCGCCUGACCCGGGCAUUGAGGCUGCUGCUCUAGGUGCUGGUGAGGCAGCUGCUCUAGGAGCCAGUGCGUCUGCUACUCCAGGUACUGGUAAGUCUGCUGCCCCAGGUGCUAGUGAGUUUGCUCUCUCAGGCUCCACGUCGGCUCAGGUUUUGCACACCUUCACCCUUGACUCGGGUGCUUCCCGCUCCUUCUUUCGAGACCGCACCACACUCACGCCACUUAGUCGGCCGGUUGCAGUCUCCCUGGCGGACCCCUCUGGGGGUCCUGUCCUUGCCCACUUCUCCACUGUCUUACCGUGUUCCGCGGGCCCUUCUGGCACCCUGUCAGGUCUUUACCUCCCCUCGUUCUCUACGAACUUGUGUUCCCUGCGUCGAGUGGUGGCAGCGCGCCGCUCCUCACUCCUCCGAGUUUCCUCCGACAGAGGCUCCGCUGCAGACGCUUCACCUGGACGUGUGGGGCCCCGCGCGCGUCCUGGACAGGUUCACGAGCAUUACUUCCUGCUGGUGGUUGACGACUACUCGCGUUACACCACGGUGUUUCCCUUGCGCAGCAAGGGUGAAAUUACUGAGGUGUUGAUCGACUGGAUCCGCGCAGCUCGUCUCCAGCUCAGAGAGAGUUUCGGCUCGGACUUUCCUGUUCUGCGUCUGCAGUCCGACAGAGGCGGUGAGUUUUCCUCUGACCUUCUACGAGCCUUCUGUCGUGCACAGGGCAUCUGCCAGACGUUCACGCUUCCGGCCUCUCCACAGCAAAAUGGGAUUGCUGAGCGCCGCAUUGGCAUGGUCAUGGAUGUCGCUCGUACGUCCAUGAUCCAUGCGGCUGCUCCCCAUUUUCUAUGGCCGUUCGCGGUUCAGUACGCGGCGCAUCAGAUCAACCUUCAGCCCCGGGUCUCCUUGCCGGAGACCUCCCCUACUCUGCGGUGGACGGGGAAGGUUGGCGAUGCGUCUGCGUUUCGUGUCUGGGGAUCUCGGGCUUUUGUCGGCGAGUUGUCUACGGACAAGCUGUCCCCCCGUGCUGUUCCCUGCAUCUUCCUUGGCUUCCCCCCUGACGCGCCUGGCUGGCAGUUUUACCACCCCACCUCGCGCCGUGUUCUGUCCUCCCAGGACGUCUGGUUUGACGAGUCGGUCCCCUUCUACCGUCUCUUCCCUUUACCGCACUGCCCCG